UCUCAAGCCCCUUUUUUUCAGAAAUCGUCUAUGCUAAAGCAAACCUUCAACCAAUUGUAAAAUUUAUGCUGGUCGCUUAUGGAAGCUUGAAAGUGCGAAGACUGGUGCGGUUUCGACAUGUAUGUUUGGGUAUAAAUUGGCGUAAAACACUAGCUUUUUGGUGAAAUUCGUGUUCGGGAUAGUGCAACGUGAACUUUAGACAAUGGAGAAUUUGACCAGUAACCCCAUUUCGCAGGGGUGUGGUCCAGAUACUCACAUAAAUGUGCAAGUGAGCCCGACCACGGGGGGAGACUUUUACAUUAGCGUAGAAUCCGAAAGCACAGUGGAAAACCUCAAAAAACUCGUAUCGAAAAGACUGAAAGUGCCGAGAGAUCGGAUAUGUCUUCUAUUUAGAGAUAAGCAACUACAAGAUGGUCAUUUAUAUCAGCACGGCAUUACAGAUGGAUCUAGAAUUACCCUACUACCUAACGUGGAAACUGGCCUUAUUACUCAACGUCCAGAGGUGGGAAUUAUGCAGGCACUGGAAUCCCUGAAUGAUACACAAGUGAAUGAAUUCCUUUGUGGGAAAGCACCUCUAAACCUUAGCAUGCGUUUAGGCGACCAUAUGAUGCUAAUUCAGCUGCAACUCAGCACUGUGGCUUCAGCUAGCAAACCUCCAAACUGUGCCCCCCUACUUCAAAGUCCUGGUCCUCCUAGCUUGUUGCAGGCUAGUAAAAACCUUCAACACACUUUACGAAAAUUGUCGGCAGAUAUUUUCUCAGGAAGAGAAAGGGGUAGGAGCAGAGUGACUGGUCGAAGAGAAAGUGUUUACUCCGGCACUUUUAGCGGAGCUCUCAGUCCAACAUUACAAGACUCCCGCGGACGCCCCCGAAGAGACAUAGCCACAAUAGUCCAUAUUCUAAAUGAUCUCUUACGUUCUGUGCCUGAACUUCGUCAUAUCCAAAACAAGAGUACCGACGAAGUUAUCAUUCCUUCCCCCGAAGAUUGUCCCGGUUCUUCGAGCGACUCUGGCUGCUUGACACCAUGUUGUUCCUCAUUGCCCUGUUGUUCGACUUCGACUUUGCCUGAGCAGGAUCAAAAUUCCGUUACACGAAGCAAGUUAGACGCAGGCAGCGCAAAUCCAAACCAUAUUCGCUACCUCAGCCGACUGAUUCUGAUACCGUAACAGCCUAAUCUGUGUAAUGUUCAAAAAAGUGAAUAAUGGAUAUGAAGACAAGUGUUGUGUAUCAAUACACCCACAUUCAAGCUUUCUGUUCGGUGUAGAAUAAUUCAUCUGGUUUAGAUCAGAUAGAACACACAUUUUGUUGCAAGUGCAGAACGUGUAGUGUAAAUUAUAGUUGAUACCUUACUUGGUCAUUUGAUAGCCUUGCUGGUGAUUCAGUUAAGUGGGGGCAAGCAGGUCUGUAUACACUUAAUUGAAUCCAAUCAAACGAUGUGUUUCUUUGCACUCAAGUGUAUAUAUUACUCAAGAAUGUGGUUUAAUUCAACCCUUGAAUAUUAAAUGUGGCCAAGCGCUUUCGACUGGUGCACCAUCCGUUGCAUCCCCAAGAGUGUGGAACAAAGCAGCUGGCUGAAGCCACAUGCUAAGCGACUAAGGUUUAGGGAUGCUUUUCCGCAAAUAAAUUCAUUCACUUGGGUGCCAUUCACCUCUGGACGUUGAGUCUGUGCUUUAUUUUAAAAAAAAUUAUCACAUGACUAUAACUUGAAAUUAAAAUUAAUUGAAAAUUAGUAGCAGUUAUGUUUGGUAAAAAAAUUGUAUUUUUAAUUUCUGAAUUAAACCCAUUCAAAUCGUUGAAAUGUAGAAAGGUUAAUAGUCGUUAAAGUCAUUUAAGCCGCUGGCAUGCUUUGUUCCACACUCUUGGGAAUGUAACGGAUGGCGCAACGAAAGCACUUGGCCAGAUUUAAUGUUCAAGUGUUCAAUUAAACCACACCCUUGAGUAAUAUAUAUUUUAUUACAAAGAAACCCAUUCUUUGAUUGGAUUCAAUUAAAUGGCUACCAAAAACCUCAUUUGUCCAAAUAAAACUUUUUUCGUCUGUCUGCUAUUUGAUUAGCCCGAUUUAGUUUGUACCGUAAGUAAAGUUGAAGUUGUGAAUUGAUCUGAGUUUUUUUUUCAAUAUCUGGUGGGCUUGAAAAUGUCAGAAAAUAAUGUUUGAUUAUGUGAAACCGCCAAUAGCUUCAACAUAUUCGAAAUUAGUAGUUUCAAAAAAAGAAAGAGACACUUUUGUGUUGUUGCUGCAGAAAAUUUCGUAAUGCGCAUUUAAGUUUGUAAGUUGCUAGUUUCUAAGUAUAUCCCAUUAAUAGCUAUUUUUUUUGUAGAAUUGAUCAACUUGUCUGAUUGUUUAUAGAUUUAUAUUGCAAUAUCAGGUAGUGAAUAUUACGUUGAUUAUUAGGUAGAGUGGAAGGAAUUUUUAACAUGCUCACAAUGCACCAGGGAAUGUUUUUUUGUUUAAAUGCAGUCGACCCCUGAAUGUUGUCAUAUAAAUACAUAAAUAAAUCAUAGCUUGUUACGCUACUCUUUUCUUCGGUUUUUAUACCUUAUUUUUAAUUAACAAGUGAUCAUAUGUUGUGAUCUGUUUUUUGUUCCCUGUUCGUAGUUAUCGUUUAUGUUAAUAAAGUAUUUUUAAAUGGUU
This is a messenger RNA of Dendroctonus ponderosae (mountain pine beetle), 2631 nucleotides long. RefSeq names its product midnolin homolog (gene stx). Gene Ontology annotation, cellular component: nucleus. The record is from RefSeq and is a predicted model, not a curated record. Gene Ontology annotation, molecular function: protein binding. Lineage: Eukaryota; Metazoa; Arthropoda; Insecta; Coleoptera; Curculionidae.